UCCGUGAGAUCACGACAGCCGAAAUCGCCACAUUCGCCGUUCGCGAUUCUUCUGUCCUCACAGGCAGAACAGCCUUCUCUAAACUGGAAAUUCCCCGACACUCACUCGACACUCGCAAAUAAUCGCCCGAGAUGGAUCCGAAUAACAAGAACUUCGAUCAGAGUCAAUACAUUGACACCGCUCUGCGCGCCGUCCACAAUAAGAAGCCGGCGCCCGAGAUCGAUUUCACUCUCCAUACCAUGGAAGAUGGCGAGCAAGUGAGCACCCUCGAGCGCGUCUGCAAAGACGUUCAAGCACCCGCUUUCCACCCCCCGACGCCCGAGCAAUUCUUCUCGCCCGAUGACCCGGAAAAACCGAACAUCCAAUUCCUCAAGCAGCACUUCUACCGCGAAGGUCGCUUGACCGAAGAGCAGGCAUUAUGGAUCAUCAACAAGGGGACGGAGAUACUGGAGCAAGAACCUAAUAUGCUGGAGAUGGACGCGCCCAUCACUGUAUGCGGCGACGUCCAUGGCCAGUACUACGAUUUGAUGAAGCUGUUCGAAGUCGGUGGUGACCCCGCGGAUACGCGAUACCUGUUCCUGGGCGACUAUGUCGAUCGAGGGUAUUUCAGCAUAGAGUGUGUUUUGUAUCUGUGGUCUCUAAAGAUCUGGUACCCGAAUACCCUCUGGCUACUCCGAGGGAAUCACGAAUGCCGGCAUCUCACCGAUUACUUCACGUUCAAGCUCGAGUGCAAGCACAAAUACUCCGAGGAUGUUUACGAGGCAUGCAUGAAGUCAUUCUGCGCGUUACCGCUCGCCGCGGUGAUGAACAAGCAAUUCCUCUGCAUCCACGGUGGAUUGAGCCCGGAGCUGCAUACCCUCGAAGAUCUGAAGAGCAUUGACCGAUUCCGCGAGCCACCAACCCAGGGACUCAUGUGCGACAUAUUAUGGGCCGAUCCGCUCGAAGAAUUUGGACAAGAGAAGACGGCCGAAUUUUUCAUCCACAACCACGUCCGUGGGUGCUCCUACUUCUUCUCAUACCCGGCGGCCUGUGCGUUUUUGGAAAAGAACGGCUUGCUGUCGAUCAUUCGCGCGCACGAGGCCCAGGAUGCCGGGUAUCGUAUGUAUCGCAAGACGAGGACGACUGGCUUCCCUAGCGUCAUGACAAUCUUCAGCGCGCCGAAUUAUCUGGAUGUCUACAACAACAAGGCGGCGGUCUUGAAGUAUGAGAACAACGUCAUGAACAUCAGACAAUUCAAUUGCACACCUCAUCCGUAUUGGCUUCCAAACUUCAUGGACGUCUUCACGUGGUCACUCCCGUUCGUAGGAGAGAAGAUCACCGACAUGCUCAUCGCCAUCCUCAACACCUGCUCGAAAGAAGAACUCGAAGACGAAACCCCUUCCAUCGCCUCCGGCCCCUCGUCUCCCCCUCUCGGCUCUCCCGACCCCGAAUCCAUCGAAUACAAACGCCGCGCCAUCAAGAAAAAGAUCCUCGCCAUCGGCCGCCUCUCCCGCGUCUUCCAGGUCCUCCGCGAAGAAUCCGAGCGCGUCUCCGAGCUCAAGACUGCCUCGGGCGGUCGCCUCCCCGCGGGGACGCUCAUGCUCGGCGCCGAGGGCAUCAAGAAAGCGAUCCACAGCUUCGAAGACGCGCGCAAGGUGGAUCUACAGAAUGAACGGCUCCCACCGAGCCAGGAGGAUGUACGGAAGAACCAUGCGGAGAGCAGAAACCAGGCGCUGGAGCGGGCGAGUCAGGAUGCGGAGAACGACACCGUGAUGACGACCAUGGCCCGGCGGAUCAGCAUGUCCUCCGGUUCGGGACGAAGCAAGCCCACGAGACAGCCCGAGCAGCAGAGCUGAUGGAGCUGAGGGAUCGUUUGGAGAUUAGGACGAGGCGUCGUCUAUAAGUCGCACAUCGCUGACCGACUGAUAUGCCUUUGCCAUGGCGACACGAAACGAGAAUUGGAUGAGCAGCGACUGGCUCCGACAGCCGAGCGUGGAAGGGGGCGUUCUUUUUGUGUACAGCGUCUAAAUGAGGGAGAGAAUGCAUGACAUCUCCUCUCG
Messenger RNA from Eremomyces bilateralis CBS 781.70, 2039 nucleotides. RefSeq names its product Metallo-dependent phosphatase. The transcript has 7 exons. Gene Ontology annotation, cellular component: cytoplasm; calcineurin complex. The record is from RefSeq and is a predicted model, not a curated record. Lineage: Eukaryota; Fungi; Ascomycota; Dothideomycetes; Eremomycetales; Eremomycetaceae. Gene Ontology annotation, biological process: calcineurin-mediated signaling; fungal-type cell wall organization. The coding region runs from base 132 to 1835 and encodes 567 amino acids. Gene Ontology annotation, molecular function: calmodulin binding; calmodulin-dependent protein phosphatase activity.